Auxenochlorella protothecoides is the source of this 159-nucleotide messenger RNA. RefSeq lists its product as hypothetical. The record is from RefSeq and is a predicted model, not a curated record. The transcript has a single exon. The coding region runs from base 1 to 159 and encodes 52 amino acids. NCBI's taxonomy places the organism in Eukaryota, Viridiplantae, Chlorophyta, Trebouxiophyceae, Chlorellales, Chlorellaceae.
AUGGAUCACAACCACAGCAAAAGGACCAUUCAUGCUCCUCAUCGCUCCAGCAAAGAUACAGUAUGCAGCAACCCGCACUCACUGGAACACGGCUGCAAGCCUCUCAUGCUGCAUGUUCACUUCGUCGAUCACGUUACGAAAGGCCUCGUCCUACGGUAG